This is a messenger RNA of Macroventuria anomochaeta, 3005 nucleotides long. RefSeq names its product TPR-like protein. The transcript is spliced from 5 exons. The record is from RefSeq and is a predicted model, not a curated record. Lineage: Eukaryota; Fungi; Ascomycota; Dothideomycetes; Pleosporales; Didymellaceae. The coding region runs from base 341 to 2653 and encodes 770 amino acids. Gene Ontology annotation, molecular function: protein binding.
GCGGCGGCGCAGCGCGAGUAUGAGCAGGACGAGAUACAGGCGGACACGCUGGGGAUUCUGCAACCGGGCAACGAGUUCCUGCAAGAGGUGGUGGACCAGUUUGGGAAGACGCGCGGGCUGGCGAACAAGGCGCAGGUGGCGUGCUUCUACGAGCUCAAGACGAGCAAUGUGGGCAGGAUCGUGGGCAAAAUAGACCGAACGGUAAGUUCAGGACAGCGAGAGUGUGCAGUGCUGUCAGCGCUGACUGUCUUUGUAGCGAUUCGUGGUGAGCGAGAGCUCUGGCUGCCUCGACCUGUCUGACGCGACGAGCAAGUUCUCGCUGUCGCGCACGCACUUCGACAUGAACAAGUUCGGGAGGCCGACAGAGGAGGACUUCGAGACGGUGAGUGACGUGGUGAAGGGCAUGAUCAAAGCGUCUCCAGGCCUGAUGCUGGCUCGAUCUCAAUCAAGCAUUGACAAACACAAAGUCGACUUCAGCCUCAAGGGUGUGCCUGUGGGGAAGUUUGCAGAGCGGCGAAGGGACACGCAAGCGCUAGAGCAAGCACUUCUACCGCACAAGGGUGUGAAGAAGCGACGGUUGCUGGUAGGCUACGGGCUGGGCGGCGUGGGCAAGACGCAGCUGGCGGCUAACUUUGCCCGGCGACAGCAGCGGAGCUUCUCGUCGGUGUUGUGGCUAGAUGGGAGUAGCGAGAGCAGCCUCAAGCAGAGCUUUGCGACGUUUGCGAGCCGCAUCCCAGCAGGGCAGAUCCCCGAGGCCAGCAGGCUGUACGCCGCUGGCCUGGGCGGCGACGUCGACGCAGUGGCGAGGGACGUGAUAGACUGGCUGAGUAUAGCAGACAACAGCAACUGGUUGCUCAUAGUAGAUAACGUCGACCGAGACGACCGACGGCGCGAAGAAGACACGGAGGCGUAUGACGUGGGAGAGUACCUGCCGGAGGCUGACCACGGAUCGGUGCUGAUCACGACCCGUCUUUCGCAUCUGGGCCAGCUCGGAGAGCAGUGGGAAGUGAAGAAUGUGGACAAGGAGCAGGCGCAGACCAUCUUCAAGACGUGGUACGGGAGAGGUGUGGGUCAGGAGGCCGACGAGCUGCUGGGACUGCUCGAUGGGCUGCCGCUGGCGCUGGCGCAGGCUGCUGCGUACAUGAGCGAGACAGGCAUGGGCUUUAGCACCUAUACUCGGCUGUACAAGGAGCAGUGGCAGGAGCUGAUGGAGUCGCAUGACGGCAGACGGAUACCGCUGCGGAGCUACGCGAACGGCAGCGUGGCGACGACCUGGACGAUAUCGUACACGGCUGUCCGGAGAAGGAACGAGGAGGCCGCGAACCUGCUGCUUCUAUGGGCGCAUCUGGACAACAAGGGCCUGUGGCAUGGACUGCUGGCCGCAGCAUCACACAAGUCGACUGUGGCUGCAGAGCGAACAGCAGCGUGGCUUGGAGAGACGGCGCGCAGCGAGAUGGAGUUCACCAAGGCCGUUGGGACGCUCCGGAGCUACUCUCUGGUAGAGGAGGCGGGGGACCAGACAGGCCACUCAACGCAUCCGGUGGUGCACCAGUGGGCGCUGCACAUGCAAGACGACAGGCAACGGACCGCGCUGUCGCGGCUGGCAGUUGUGCUUGUUGGGCUCGCGGUGCCGAUUGACACCGAGAGGAAGUACUGGAAGACGCAAGCCCGACUUCUUGCGCAUGCCGAGCGGUGUGAGAAGAGCGUAGUGAAAGAGGACAUGAUGGGCCAGGGAGCAGAGAAUGGAGCUCGCGAGCAGGAGGAUGAGCAGUCACUGCUGUGGGCAGUCCACAACCUAGGUGAUCUUUACAGGGACCAGGGAAAGCUCGACAAGGCAGAGACGAUGUACACACAGGCGCUGGAUAGCAAGAAGAAGGUGCUGGGAGAAGAUCACACGUCGACACUCGACACAGUCAACAACCUGGGCCUCCUCUACAGUGACCAGGGAAAGCUCGACAAGGCAGAGAAGAUGUACACGCAGGCACUGGAAGGCUACAAGAAGGCGCUAGGGGAAGACCACACGUCGACACUUAACACAAUCAACAACCUGGGCAGCCUCUACAGGGCCCAGGGAAAGCUCGACAAGGCAGAGGAGGUGUACACGCAGGCACUGGAAGGCUACAAGAAGGCACUAGGGCAAGACCAUACAUCGACACUGCGUACGUCUAACAACCUGGGCCUCCUCUACAGUGACCAGGGAAAGCUCGACAGGGCAGAGAAGAUGUACACGCAGGCGCUGGAAGGCUAUAAGAAGGCGCUAGGGGAAGACCACACGUCGACACUUAUCACAAUCAACAAUCUGGGCAACCUCUACAGGGCCCAGGGAAAGCUCGACAAGGCAGAGGAGAUGUACACGCAGGCGCUGGAAGGCUACAAGAAGACAGUCGGCCCUGUAGGCAUCUCUACCUAUGUUCCAGCUCUCAACACUCUGUGGGCUCUCGGCUUGCUAGCUGACAGCCUUGGCCGCAUAGACGAGACCAGAAUAUUGUACUCGAAAGCGCUCUCAGGCUACGAGAAGGUGUUUGGGGAAGGUCAUCCCAAGUGCCAGCCAUUACGCGACAAUCUUGUCGCUUUGAAUCGCCGUCAACUACAGUCCGAACCGGCUUCAAGGCGGCAUAGAGUACUGAAGAAGCUGGGCUGGAAGUGGGCAUGAAGCUCGGCUCACAAGUACCGAUGCGGGUCGCGACCUUGCAUGAAACUUCAACCAACGCUCGACAGAGAGGUUACUGUUGACUUACGGGGCUGCAGCAGGACUUCUGGUAUGAGGUAGGGCACUUGCGUGUGUUUUGAUGGCCGAGCGAGAUUGUUGGUGGUCUCAGCUUUGCGACAGAACAAGGCUCUUCGCAGAACAGGCGCGGAAGGCGUCAGCGCGAUUGUAAUUUUCAGAUCUGUAGAAAUCGGCGUGUUCAGUGGUACGUACAGCACACACUGUGCACAGGAUUACAGCAGAUGCUGAGGUUUGCGCAGCGCUUGAGCUGUGUGAAGUUGAGGUACCCCUCGUAUUU